Acanthopagrus latus (yellowfin seabream) is the source of this 2482-nucleotide messenger RNA. It is a transcript of the gene klhdc10, whose product is annotated as kelch domain containing 10. Gene Ontology annotation, molecular function: protein binding. Bases 163 to 1329 code for a protein of 388 amino acids. The transcript is spliced from 9 exons. The record is from RefSeq and is a predicted model, not a curated record. Gene Ontology annotation, biological process: positive regulation of stress-activated MAPK cascade. NCBI's taxonomy places the organism in Eukaryota, Metazoa, Chordata, Actinopteri, Spariformes, Sparidae.
CCCUCUGAUUGGCUCAGCGUCUCAUGGCCGGGGGGGUGACGUUUGUGAAUGGCUUCAAAGUGACUGAGAUGUGGGGUGAUUUAUAAUGUUUUAUCAGCACUUUAGCAGAUGUUGUUUUUAUUUGUUGUGACAUUCUUCAGGACUGGAUUGUAACGGGAGAAGAUGUCGGACGCUGAGGGUGCUCGCAGCACGGACCAGCUGAAUAAAUUCGAGAAAUUGACAGGCAGGCCGCCGCACGAUGAGAUGUUAGCAGUUCAUCGUACUCCCCCCGCCCGCAGUGGGCAUCGCUGUGUCGCUGACAACACUAACCUGUAUGUGUUCGGAGGGUACAACCCUGACUAUGAUGAGUCAGGAGGCUCAGAGAAUGAAGACUAUCCACUGUUCAGGGAGCUUUGGAGGUACCACUUUGCCACAGGCUGCUGGCAGCAGAUUCGGACAGAGGGCUAUAUGCCCACAGAGCUGGCGUCUAUGUCAGCUGUUUUGCACGGCAACAACCUCCUGGUGUUCGGUGGCACCGGGAUCCCCUUUGGUGAGAAUAACGGCAAUGAUGUACACGUUUGUAACGUGAAGUACAAGCGAUGGUCGCUGCUCAACUGUCGGGGGAAGAAGCCCAACAGAAUCUACGGACAGGCAAUGGUAAUUAUAAACGGCUUUCUGUACGUGUUUGGAGGGACAACGGGCUACAUCUACAGCACAGACCUGCACAGGCUGGACCUGACUACAAGGGAGUGGAUCCAUCUCAAGCCCAACAACCCUCCUGACGACCUCCCUGAAGAACGGUACAGGCAUGAAAUAGCACACGACGGACAGAGGAUUUACAUUCUGGGAGGAGGCACUUCCUGGACAUCUUACCCUCUGGACAAGAUACACGCUUACAAUCUGGAAACCAAUUCCUGGGAGGAGAUUACAACUAAACCUCAUGACAAAAUAGGGUAUCCCGCUCCUAGGAGGUGCCAUAGCUGUGUACAAAUCCGAAAUGAUGUAUUUAUCUGUGGAGGCUACAACGGGGAGCUGAUAGUAGCUGAUCUGUGGAAGAUCAACCUGCAGACGUUUCAGUGGAGUAAACUACCAGCAGUGAUGCCUGAGCCAGCCUACUUCCACUGUGCUGCUGUUACCCCAGCUGGCUGCAUGUACAUCCACGGUGGCGUUGUGAACAUCCAUGAGAACAAGAGGACUGGCUCUCUGUUUAAGAUCUGGCUGGCUGUGCCCAGCCUGUUGGAGCUCUGCUGGGAGAAGCUCCUCAAGGCCUUUCCUCACCUGACUUCACUCCCCACCAUGCAGCUGCUCAACCUGGGCCUCACUCAGGAACUCAUUGAACGCUUGAAAUAGGCCCCCCGCACAGUGGAAGAUGGACGAAUGAAUGGAUGGAUGGGACGGGCUGGGCUGGAUUGGGAGGAGACGACAGAGCACAGGAAUUAAUUUGCAGCGAAAAUUCUCGGGAAAAUGCCCUCUCCCUCCCCCGCCUAACGUAGCCCCGCCUUAAAACCAAAAACAAUGGGAUGCCUUUUUCUUUUUCGGUUGUUCUUAGUUCCUGCAGUUUCAGUGAUGAUCGAGAAAAUAAAUGUGGAAUGUUUUAUGGAUUUUACUCGACUCCCCUUCUGUGCAAAGGAAGAAUGCAUGUGUAUUUAUUUGAAGGACUAAAUACGUUGUUUUUUUUUCUGGAGGUACUCUCAUCACCUGAUAUUGCUGUUUGCACACUUUGUCUUGAGUAUUUGUGGUCAUUUACUUUUUUUUUUUUUUUUUAAUAGAUCCUCUUAGCAAAACUAUCAUUUAUGUCUAAAAGGUGAAAGAAAGUUUUUUGGGGUUUUUUUGCCAAACGAAUCAUGCCAGUGUUCUUGCACAUUUUAGCCAAUUAAAUUCAGAUCUCGUGUACAAUAUUCGCCACUGCUGAUGUGCUGUAGUGUUUUUAGAUUUUAUUUGUAAAAUGUUUUCGCAACCCUCCAAGCAGCUUUUUCUUCCCCACCCAAUGGUAUGAAAAUCAACGUCUAGCUUGAAACUCACGAUCACACUGAUUUUCAUUUUGAUGUGACCAAAAGCAGACAUGGUGUUCACUGUGAGGGAUUACCAAUCUUACAUUACAAGUUGUGGUUGUUUUAUUUUUCCUGUAUGAAUGGAAGCCAGUGUCUGCUUGGAGGUUAAAACAUUUUAAAAAGUUGUGGUAUGCCUUUAAAAUGGUCGUGAGUAAUAUGUUAUUCUUGGCUAAAACAUGCAUGAACACUGUUCACUCUUCAAAGGGGUUCCAUGUGUGAACACCUGUGUUUCCUGCAUUUGCCAUUAUACUUUUAUGUUACAGCCUCAUCUUCAAAAGGAAAAAAAAUGUCAAAGGAGGGUGGGUGUCUUCAAAAGUUAUUCAAUUUCCAUCCUGUUUGCUUGCAGCUCUCAUUUUCUAAACCAAACCAUGCAACACAUCACUGUGAAUUUGGUGCUCUUUGAAGUUAAUUAAAAAAAAUGCUUAUAUUUCGAAUAAAGACUUAAUUCUGUU